AUGUUCUUCUAUUCACGACAAAUCUUAAUUUCUAUAUUAGUCCUUUUCACUGCUACUACUUCAAGCCAAACAUUACGACCGAAUAAGGUCGCUUUAAAUGCAUUGCGUAAACAUAUUGAUGUUGAAUCGUCAUGGCUUGAUAAAAAUGAUAAAGAAGUACAACAAGUAGGAUUGGACGCAAGUGAUACGGAAAGAGUUUUGGUUGAUCUGAUAAAUUCGAGAAAACAAUUAAGUGCCUCAGCACAUGGUAAUAUAGCAGCAGCUGAAAUAUCGGAUGGAAAUCGGGCCCAAGUUCAACGAUUUGGUGAUAAAGGUGGCAUUGCUCAAGUUGAAGGACAUAAGGCGCAAAUAAAACUGAAAGAAGAUGAAGAAGGACGUAAGGCCUUUUUAAAAGCGAAUGGUAAAUAUACUUUGGACACUAUUGCUAAAGGAUCGUUGAAGGACGCGAAGGAUACUGAAUUCAUAGCUGUGAACGAUCGAUUUGAUUUUAAAUUAAAUCCAGCAGCUCAAGAUACCAAUGAAGGAAGUGGUACAAUAGCCUUUAAUGAUAAGGAAAAAGAUAAAAUGAAAGAAUACGAAUAUACAAUCACUCAAAAUGGUAAGAAAACUGGCGCUACCUUAUCAGCGAUCAACAAUAGAAGUGGUGACGAAUUCACAGACUCACUUUUCUCGCGUCGUUCAGAAAAAUAUCAAUGCACAGCAGAGACACCUGGAAUUUCGCAGUGUUACGACGCUCAGGGUAGAAGUGCGGGUAAAGUUGUCGCAGAUAAAAAUGGUCAGACUAUUGUAUACAAUGAUAAAGAUGUUCCAAUUGCUACUGGCACUGUACAGAAACUUUCUGAUCGUUCGUACCAAGCUGUGAUCAGCAAGAAUUUAUUCAUCGCAAAAUUGAAAGAUGCGCGUACGUCUGCAUGCUGUGUGGAACUAACUGGAGAAAAUUGCACCGAUCCGAUAAAAUUAUCAAAUCCAUCGUUUUCACAUCCAUCUCAGAGAGAUGAAAAUGGCACAUUGAAGAUUACUUGGCCGGAUUGCUUCGAUAUGUCUAUUGAUGUCACUCUUCCUCCAAGAGUGCAUAUUAAUCGACUUGCAAUGAAGCUUGAUGUCAUGAUUCAACCUAUUGGCAAAUUACGAUGCAUGGAUGUUGCAACUUGUGGAAGAGAGUGUUUCUAUUGCGAUUGGUGCAAAAGCUCAAGGAAGUUAAAAUUGCUUGAGACCACAGACAGCAAUUUGUGUCGAGCUACUGAAGAACGAACAUAUCGAUUAACUGUCAAAGUAUGCCCUCCUCCAGAGGAUCCCAAUUUCACAUUAUGUUCAGCAUUCUCAAAAUCCGUUUGGCAAAAAGAUUAUUGGCAAAAACAAGGAGCUGUUGAUAUAUGGAUGAAAUUCUAUGAACGCUCCGCGACUCGUGAUGAACUUGAAAAAGAAUUUUUCAAUCAAAUCGACAAUCCAUUACUUGGAAAAGCAUUUAAAUUAGCAAUGGUUGGUGAAUGGUUGGCGGCGAAUAGUAUAAAGCAAGGAUCUUAUACACCGACGAAUUCCGAACUUAUGGAAUAUUGGGUAUCGAAGCGAAAUCCCGAUCGCCUUUUGGCUUGCGAACAUUCCGUUGUUGAUUUUGAAAUUGAAGGUGCUAAAAUUAAAACAAAUCUUCUAUUUGAAGCGGCAACAACUGCAAAUUCAUUGCCUAAUAUCUUCAAAGACAAGAAAUGUGAGGCAUUCGAGAAAUUACAAGAAAAACGAUUUCAAGAGGAAGCAGCUGAUUAUAAGCGAAAAACCGGUGGUUCAACAAUUCUUGGUGGACUGAGCAAUUUUUUAGCAAGCAUCAAUAACAAUAAAUGA
Messenger RNA from Dracunculus medinensis (Guinea worm), 1836 nucleotides. The record is from the annotation of a GenBank genome assembly. Lineage: Eukaryota; Metazoa; Nematoda; Chromadorea; Rhabditida; Dracunculidae.